AUGUCAACUGAAGCUAUCUCAGCAGCCACUGCUAGAAUCAGCAGCCUAACUCCAUCGGCAGAAACAUCCGCAAACUCUCAAACAGAAGGAAACAACGGAAACAAAAACCUUGACCAAACGGCCAACAAUGCACCCAGCGAUGCAUCAAAAGCCAAUGGAAAUCCUGCCCUAAAUGACAACACAGAAUCAUCAGGGACGAAGUACAAUAAGCAAAGUUUGAUUUCUAGUUACCUCAACAGAGGCCAAGACAAAGAUCCAAAAGCACCAAAGGAUCAAAUGGCAGAAGCGUCAAAGAACAAGGAAAAAGAAAAAGAAACCAGUAAGCAACACUCUAGCUUACAAAGUCAUCACUCAGUAUGA
Messenger RNA from Melampsora larici-populina 98AG31, 360 nucleotides. RefSeq lists its product as uncharacterized. The record is from RefSeq and is a predicted model, not a curated record. The coding region runs from base 1 to 360 and encodes 119 amino acids. Lineage: Eukaryota; Fungi; Basidiomycota; Pucciniomycetes; Pucciniales; Melampsoraceae. The transcript is spliced from 2 exons.